CACCCUCUCACCUGAUUCACGCCAACUGGCUUACACGACCAAAGAUGAACCGAAUAUCUACAUAUGCAACGUUCCACCCAACAUCCUCGCUAGCGCCGGGCUUGCCGGAGAGGCACAGCCUAGUGUACGCAUACACCCGCAUAGAUUCAUUAUUUAUGCGCUAAAGUCUCUUACAGACCAGUAAACCUAAACGUCCACACCUCGCUAAUAUGCUCAAUGUACGUUGUCCAGCUCUUCUACUCACAACGCCACACCAUUCUUUAUUACAGUCCGACGCAACACGUCGCCGUCAACCAGUGAUAUUGCCUGUUAUAUCUGCCAUCCACCGCCCGCCAACACCUCUGCCGGCAAGGAACACAGGUUUUCCCCGCUUUCUGCGCAAACUGCUUCCCUCCUCCCAUACAGACGCAGUUAGUCCUAUUCGGAACAAUCAGCCUCGUAACCCUUUGGACUUCCCUGCUACAGCGCCCUUACCUCGUUCACAUAUAAAUCCCCACGAGAACUCCCGACCCCCACCAGUACCACCCACUGCCCAAUCCUUGUGGCCCAUUCGGAAAGGUCAGACAUCACCGGCCAUCGUCGAAGUUCCUCUCGCACAGGGUAAAGAGCGGAACGCUGCAGCAGAUGCUCCCGCUAAAGAUGAUGAAUGGAUUCGUGAUGAAGACUAUGUUUCUUCCCCUACUUCACCGAAUCCCGAUGCGCAACGGCUAUCCACAUCGGCAGGGCAGACCACAUCCGGAGAACAUGAAAGCAGCCGGGUGUGUUUCUGCUUUUAGAUUGGUUUUGCGAACGGUACUAUGAUGAGCCCAUCGUGGACGAUUAUAUCCCCUUGCUAACUACGCGUUGUUACAAUUCCUGCUGUGCAAAGUGUAUUUUACAGACAGAAGGGCAUGUCAAGUACAAAAGACUGGAUG
This is a messenger RNA of Suillus clintonianus, 914 nucleotides long. RefSeq lists its product as uncharacterized. The record is from RefSeq and is a predicted model, not a curated record. Bases 210 to 776 code for a protein of 188 amino acids. The transcript is spliced from 4 exons. NCBI's taxonomy places the organism in Eukaryota, Fungi, Basidiomycota, Agaricomycetes, Boletales, Suillaceae.